This is a messenger RNA of Pyrus x bretschneideri (Chinese white pear), 672 nucleotides long. RefSeq names its product NDR1/HIN1-like protein 10. The record is from RefSeq and is a predicted model, not a curated record. The transcript has a single exon. Bases 1 to 672 code for a protein of 223 amino acids. Lineage: Eukaryota; Viridiplantae; Streptophyta; Magnoliopsida; Rosales; Rosaceae.
AUGGGAGUAGCCAUGUCUGCAACUUAUACUCCCAUAUCUACAGCUAAAAGCUCAGACGACUGCGAGAAUCCCGAUUCCGUACCCAUUUCUGCAACUAAAAGCACUCCGUUAUCAGCGUGCGAUCAAAUAUUUUGGGUCUUGAUGCUUGCUCUUCUUCUCAUAGCUUUUGCUCUUCUCAUUGGGCUCAGGGUGUCGCCCGAAAUAAGUAGUUCGGGGUACAAAUGCCCCGACUUCACCGUCAACGGCGCUCAUCUCACCCAGUUCGAUUACACCGAGAGCAACCGUACUCUCUCCUACAACCUCGCCCUCAACAUCACCCUCACAAACCCUAAGAAGAAACUCUUCCUCGGGUUGAUUGACGUCAAAGUCAGUGCAUACUAUCAAGACAAGAGAAUUGGGCAGGUGACUUUGAUGGAUCGGUCGAUGUCGUUGACACCCAAGAACACAACCAUUUUUCAGAAUGUAAUCGUUCAAGGGCACGAUAUGUUGUUCGAGCAAUAUCAAUCAGUGACCCGCCCUGCAGCAGCUGAGCUUUAUAGUAUCGACGUGGUCAUUGCUUUCCAGGACAUGUAUACCGUUCAGCGGGGUGAGGUCAUCUACAAUCUGAGGCUUCCUUUGAGUUCCAAUGGAACAUAUUGGGAUGCUGACAAGAUUACAAACUGCUCCAUGUAA